Acanthamoeba castellanii str. Neff is the source of this 234-nucleotide messenger RNA. RefSeq lists its product as uncharacterized. The record is from RefSeq and is a predicted model, not a curated record. The coding region runs from base 1 to 234 and encodes 77 amino acids. The transcript has 2 exons. Gene Ontology annotation, cellular component: mitochondrion. NCBI's taxonomy places the organism in Eukaryota, Discosea, Longamoebia, Acanthamoebidae.
AUGCAUCCGCCGCUGGCCGGACACCCCAUGUGCCGCAAGGUUAUUUUGGAGCUGGACAAGUGCCACAAGGAGCGAACCGUUGCAAAGUUCUUUGGGGCCUGCAACGCCGAACGUGCCGCCGUCGAUGCCUGCCUUCAAGAAGAGUACAACAUGCAGUACGAUCGACGAAACCGGCACAGAAAGCUGCGCAAGCUCAAGGAGGCCAUCGCCGCGGAGAGCGAAGAAAGCAACUGA